This is a messenger RNA of Vitrella brassicaformis, 1453 nucleotides long. Lineage: Eukaryota; Vitrellaceae. The record is from the annotation of a GenBank genome assembly.
AUGGGCUGUUGCAGGUCGCUGAAAGCAGAGAAUUGUCUGGUAAGUUGCAACAGGUGCCCACACUAAAAUCACUGACAAGGUUUGAAUACGUUUUUCUGGUCAGUGCAUAGGAACACCUCUUCGUCAUGGCUCUUUAUGGUAUCUCAGCUUUCCGCUUGGUACGCGGAGCGAGAGCAUAAACGACGCGAAGUACUUGGCGAGGUCUGGCUGGAUUGGGAGAGUGGCAAACUCUCGCUAAUGGACAACCUCAGCAGUAGUAUUCCACACAACACGUCAACACGUGAGGCCUCGCGAAGACGCACUGCACAAUGGAAUAAUAAGAGUGGCGAGCGGCGAGUGAGGAGGAAAGUUGAGAUGUUGAUAGGAAUGCUAUGUGCUGCUUUCGUGGAGGCAGUCGACCUAUUGCAAAUAGGAGAUGUCAGUCUAGGGAAUGGCUGUAUUUGUUGCGUCUCUCAUGAGUGUCUAACAUUGCAGGUUCCGGCCGAUUUUCUCGAGUUUAUGUUAUCCUACUGCUUUGUUCUGCAGUGGGCAACGGCGAAGAAAAAGGUGAGACACCGAGGUUAGCUUCAGCCGAAACAGGUCAAGCAGAGACUUUGUCACGAUCCUAUUGAUAGGUUGAAGGUGGAAGAGAUUCUGAUCAGCAAAGAGGUGCGCUUGUGAGGAUCGUAGGAGAGGCUGCAGGGCUUCGUAUGCGCUUCUAUGCAGGUGGCAGUCCAUAUUUGUCAGUCAUCGAUGGCUUGCCAAAUAAACAGUUGAGGUCUAUCUGGCCGAAAAACCUCACGCAAUCUGACGUCUCCUUAAUCGCGAGAAGCGGCAUGACCCUACACGACCUGCAGGUUUGAAGACUUUGAACACAUACAUUCCUUCUCGUCGUUGUGCGCUACAUCUCUUCUUUCCAGUCGAAGCUUUGGCUGGUGGUGGAUGAGCUGGUUGCCCGACAGUAUAAGUAUGAGGAACUCGCUCGUCGACAAGCAAGGACCAGACAAUACGUCAGGAGCCCAUCAAAGCUACAGUUUUCUACCACCGGCGAGUUGGACUGUUGCUCUGAGAACGUGGAGGGCUGGCGCGAGCCAUAUUGGGCUUAUCGACAUGCCAAAGGCUACACACAGUCACGUAAAGACGGUGCCGCCAAAGGCCUUGAAGAGCACAUAACAGAGAAAAUGCAGCACAUAAAGGUGUCUCAUAAGAAAAGGAACUUCUGUGGGUGCUGCAUUUCUGCGGCUCUAUUUGUGUCUGUUGCGUGUGUCAGUCAUCCGUGCAGGGUAUUGAGAACCGCUGCACUGAGCUGUCGAGCGAGCUAAAGGCCAUGCAAAUUGACAUAAGCCAACGAUUCGAGAUGGCUCGAAAUGAGACAGAGGGGAAUGAAGCGGAGAAGUUACCAAGUGAUGAUGAGCUGCGAGAGUACGUUUUAACUCUUUUUACACAAGCGGCAGACAGAAAUGAGCCUGAGUAA